UCACAGCUUCUGCACGCAGCCGGGCAGGCGUUAGAGGCUCUUCGGAAGAAACCGUUUUCCUCACUACUUCGCUGUUCUCCAAAUAUUUCUGACUCUUGUCGCACACUAGGAUCAAACGUUUUUGUGUGUUUCGUGUUCAUGUAUUCGGACAGUUGAAGGAAAUCGCCGCAUUAAAUGAGUUGAGCUCGACACACACACACAGCAUCAUCCUCUCGUCAGGUUGAGCUUCAUCCGAGCCUCGGGCUCACUGCCCUUCUGCACACUGGAGCGUCUCUAGAGCGGUGCACUGGAGUUUGACGGACACAUUUUCUUCUUCAUCUUGGAAGUACACGUUUAAGACUGAGAAACAUCACUAAUAUAUCAACUGGAGUCGAGGACAGGAAAUUAAUUUUUCUCUGACAACGCCGUUACGCAUGGUGGGAAUUUCUACCUCUUUUCAGUAUCGCACUGAGAAGCGCUCCACCAUGCCCGACUCACCUGCUGAUGUGAAAACACAGUCCAGGUUAACUCCGCCCACCAUGCCUCCUCCCCCCACCACACAGGGAGCUCCCAGGACCAGCUCCUUCACCCCCACUGCAUUAACGAAUGGCACCAAUCACUCUCCCACUGCACUGAAUGGAGCUCCAUCUCCACCCAAUGGUUUCAGCAAUGGGCCUUCAUCAUCAUCUUCGUCCUCGCUGGCCAAUCAACAGCUGCCGCCGGCCUGUGGUGCAAGACAGCUCAGCAAGCUCAAACGUUUUCUCACGACACUACAGCAGUUCGGCAAUGACAUCUCACCUGAGAUCGGAGAACGAGUGCGAACCCUGGUGUUGGGGCUUGUGAACUCCACUCUAACCAUUGAGGAAUUCCACUCCAAACUGCAAGAAGCGACCAACUUCCCACUCCGACCUUUUGUCAUCCCCUUUUUGAAGGCCAACCUGCCGCUACUGCAGAGGGAGCUGGUGCACUGUGCACGGCUGGCCAAGCAGAACCCGGCUCAGUAUCUCGCCCAACAUGAGCAACUCCUGUUGGACACAAGCACCACGUCACCUGUCGACUCGUCUGAACUCUUGAUGGACGUCAACGAGAACGGCAAGAGAAGAACGCCUGACAGAACCAAAGAGAACGGCUUUGAGCGGGAGCCGCUCCAUCCCGAGCACCCCAACAAGAGGCCCUGCACUAUCAGCCCUGGCCAGCGCUUCAGCCCCUCCAGCGGGCUCUCCUACCAGCCCAACGGCCUGCCGCACCCCACCCCGCCCCCUCCACAGCACUACCGUCUGGACGACAUGGCCAUUGCACACCACUACAGAGAUUCCUAUCGCCACCCCAACCACCGCGAGCUCCGCGACCGCCCUCGGCCUCUGGGGAUGCACGGCAGCACGCGCCAGGAGGAAGUCAUAGAUCACAGACUUACAGACAGAGAAUGGGCAGAAGAGUGGAAGCACCUUGACCAUCUCCUGAACUGCAUUAUGGAUAUGGUGGAGAAGACACGUCGCUCACUGACGGUAUUGAGGAGGUGCCAGGAGGCCGACCGGGAGGAGCUCAACUACUGGAUCCGUCGUUACAGUGAUGCUGAAGAUCUUAAAAAGACCAGCAGCUCCAGCAGCAGUCAGUCCAGACAGCAGAGCCCUGCCAGCCAAGAAAGCAAUGCUUUAGAUGUCCAUAGGGAGCUCCUUCACAGGCCAGUGUCUGGAUACGUACCUGAAGAAAUCUGGAAGAAAGCCGUCCGCACGGUGGCCGAUGCCAAGAGACAAGCGGCAGAGGACGCGCUGUCAGUCAUCAACCAGCAGGAGGACUCUAGUGAGAAGGAGCGGCUGGCUCUGGACACACUCCCGGCCUCCUCCGGCAUGCUACGGUUAAAUAAUCCAAAAAAACAUAGGUGUAAGACACCUGUCCGCAUCGCCAGAGAACCUGCCAGCUAA
This is a messenger RNA of Sinocyclocheilus rhinocerous, 1901 nucleotides long. RefSeq names its product protein CBFA2T1-like. Gene Ontology annotation, cellular component: nucleus. The transcript is spliced from 11 exons. Lineage: Eukaryota; Metazoa; Chordata; Actinopteri; Cypriniformes; Cyprinidae. Gene Ontology annotation, molecular function: transcription corepressor activity. The record is from RefSeq and is a predicted model, not a curated record. Gene Ontology annotation, biological process: DNA-templated transcription; negative regulation of DNA-templated transcription. The coding region runs from base 414 to 1901 and encodes 495 amino acids.